This is a messenger RNA of Carassius auratus (goldfish), 3248 nucleotides long. It is a transcript of the gene cax2, whose product is annotated as cation/H+ exchanger protein 2. The record is from RefSeq and is a predicted model, not a curated record. The coding region runs from base 95 to 2521 and encodes 808 amino acids. Gene Ontology annotation, cellular component: endomembrane system; membrane. Gene Ontology annotation, biological process: intracellular calcium ion homeostasis; calcium ion transmembrane transport. NCBI's taxonomy places the organism in Eukaryota, Metazoa, Chordata, Actinopteri, Cypriniformes, Cyprinidae. Gene Ontology annotation, molecular function: calcium:proton antiporter activity. The transcript is spliced from 19 exons.
ACUCGGCGUCCUUACGCUUGGAUCACAUGAGGCUGGUUACUGAAGAACUGUCAUUCGGAACUGCGUGGAAUGACAGAGAAGAGAAGGUGCUGAAAUGACAACGAAUGAAGAGACGCGAAGAAGAAAGCUCGACACAGACAAACAAGAUUCUCCAGAGGACCAUGUUGGAGGUCAGCAGCCUGACUCCUGCUGUGACAGGGUUUGUGUAGCUCAUGUUCACCCAGAAGCCAACGAUGCUAACACUCACUACUGUUUGUUGCAAACAAGCGGCUCCUGCACACCGAAACACCCACAGAGAACAUGCAGCUUUGCUGAUGAAAUACGGGAUGAGAGCCCGUGCAAGACCACCAUAAGUGCUGAAAAUGAAGUUGAGGCACAAAAACUCGCGAAUAAUUAUAAGUUUGGAUUCAGGAAGUGGAAGAGUCAUGUGACAGAGCGUCCCUUUGAAAACAGGUCGAACAUUGUGAAGGAGCUUUACUCUGAGCUGAACGUUAUUAAACCCUACUCAGUGGGUUCAUUGUUCACUUGUGGCAAUGUUCUCUACGUGUUUCUGUUUGGCUGGUGGAUCGCUCUGGUUUAUGUUUUCGUUGGACUCCUGAUGUUCCUCACAGUUUUUGGCAUCCCCUACGCUAAACUUUGCUGGAAGUUGUCCUGCUAUUUUCUGUGGCCAUUUGGAAAAUCUAUCGAAAAGGUUGUGUUUCUUUUUCUAUCCGAAUGCAGUCUGUGUGGUUGGCUACUUUUGAUCUUUGCUCUACACACGCAAUGUCUCUUUGAGCUGGUUUUCAUUUCCCUUCUCUGUGUAAAUCAGACGAAUAUUGCUUCCGUCACAUGCCUAUUCAUGGAUGAAAUGAUGCUUUGUAAAUGUUGCUGUUUUCAGGCCAGUGUCUCUGUGGCAGCGUACAGUGUGAAGAUACUCCAGGAUAAUUCCACCCUGGAGACAGAGGAGGACGGAAAGCCUUCCUCUCCUCUCCUGCUGCCCACACCUGUGGGGGAAACCAUAGAAGAGCCCACAGAGAGUCCACCGAAUGACCACUACUGGAGGCAUGUGAGCACAUAUAUAUGGCUGUUGGUGGGCUACCCUCUCCUGGCCAUAACACACUCUGUAUUGUGCCUGAUCUCCUGGCUGCUGGUUUUCACCAUCCCUGUGGCCAAGAUGAGCUUUAAGACCCUACACACCAUCCUGCUCAUACCCCCCGAACACGUUCACAUCAGCCAAGCCACAGAGGCUCAGGAACAUGAAGGCCAAGUCAUUUUAUGCUGCUACCAUGCAGUGAACCUCUACUACUAUAAAUACACUGUGGAUGGGAUCAAUGUUUUUGCUGUCAAUCUCUUACUAUUAGUUAUAAUAUCAAUAGUGAUUGGGUACGUGGACAAAUCAAACGAGUUUGUCAGCUCUGAAGUCAAAUUUGCCACAGCAGUCAUCUCUAUUAUUCCACUCUCAUAUUACAUCGGCAUGGGCAUUGCAAGUAUUUCUGCUCAGAGUAACUUUGCCGUCGGGGCCGUGGUGAAUGCUACGUUCGGCUCCAUCACAGAGUUGACCUUUUACAUCACAGCGUUGGUCAGAGGUCAUCACCAGGGGAAUAAGUGCCUGCAGGAGAUCGUGAAGGCGGCUCUUACUGGAACCCUGCUGGGCUGCAUCCUCUUCAUACCAGGGAUCUGUAUGAUAAUCGGAGGGCUCAAGCACAGGGAGCAGAGGUUCAAUAGUCGCUCGGCGGGGGUCAGCUCUUCUCUGCUCUUCAUAUCAAUAGGGGGAGUGUUUGCCCCUACGCUCUUCUCCAAAGCCUACGGGAAUCUAGUGUGUGAGAACUGUACCAACUCCACAGGGACCAACAGCAGCGGAUCCUUCAUGUGCAAAAACUGCCACUACGACCUGAGUGAAAACAACUACAGCCUGUUUCACAGUCACAUCGAGCCUCUAGUGUACACCAUUUCCAUUCUACUGCCCGUAUCUUAUAUCAUCGGUCUCAUCUUUACUCUUAAAACACAUUCCCACAUCUACGACAUUCAAGUUGGUGAUGGAACGGGUCAUCUCGGAGCGUCAGUGCACUGGUCCCGAUGGAGAGCUUUGCUUAUACUCAUCAUUGCCACGGUGCUGAUGUCUGCAUGUGCCGACCUGACCACCGAACACAUCCAGCCCAUUCUGAGCCACUCGUCUAUAUCUCAGUAUUUCAUUGGUGUGACUGUUUUGGCCAUGGUCCCCGAAAUCCCCGAAAUUGUCAAUGGAGUGCAGUUUGCUCUUCAGAAUACUAUCAGUUUGAGUUUCGAGGUUGGAAGCUGCAUUGCAGUGCAGGUGUGCAUGAUUCAGAUCCCCAUCCUGGUUUUAUUCAACAUCUUCUAUGAUGUUGGUUUCGUACUCGUCUUCAGCGACCUGCACCUGUGGGCCAGCAUCUUCAGUGUCCUCGUUGUGAAUUAUAUUUUUAUGGAUGGAAAGUCUGAUUACUUUCAAGGCACUGCUCUGGUGGUGGUGUAUCUCAUCCUGCUGGCCCUGUACUAUUUUGCUCCGUCUCCUUCUGGUUGCUAAAAGACAUUUCAGCUCAAUGAAUUCAAUGUGUGAUUUAGGUCAUAAAACAUUGUUUACUGUUUCCGAUUAAUCUUAGACUUACUUUGUGUUAUAGACAGUAAUAGAUAGUCUAUUACUCUUCAAAACAUUUUAUCAUUUGGUACAAUAACAACUCUGUUCGACAAAAAGAGGACCUGAUUUGGCACUUAAGUACAAAAGACCGCUUGUGAUAAUAGAAGGAUUUAUUAUUUUACUAAAAAGAAAAAAAAAAACAGACGCACAGUGUAUUUUGGAUUGUACAGAAUUAAUAGAUAAGUUAUUUUAUUAUGAGACAUAUCAGGUAUUUUGCAAAAAGAGUCCAGUUUUCAAGUGAUUCUUGAUGUGUUGGUAAAGGUUCAUCAAUACUUGAGCUUUAUGUAUGUGAAAUCAUGCAAAUGAAGUCUUAUAGAUGAUGUUAUUUGAAGUGAACGGUUUCUUAUACUGACAUGUUUGUGUUUUUGAAUGUCUAGGACUUUGUGACUAAACAGCUGUCUAAAAAGUCUUUAGAAGAUAUACGUAUUUUAACAGACCUAAGUAUUUUCUAAAUUUUUCUGAAUAAAUAAAUAUAUGCAUAUUUGUUUAUUUAUUAAAUUUGGGAUGAAUCUCUAAAUCUCUCUGGGCAAAACAUACAAUAAAAAAAAGAAUAAAAUAUUUUCUUUUUCAUCGCUGCAUCACAUUCUACAUGAUUAAAAAUCCUGUAUCUCACAUU